Molecule: messenger RNA, 1323 nt
Organism: Cladocopium goreaui
Lineage: Eukaryota; Dinophyceae; Suessiales; Symbiodiniaceae
Source: the annotation of a GenBank genome assembly
AUGAGGAAGCAGAACUGCGGUAGACCAUUUGUGCUCCGCAGCAUUCACUAUGCAGCAGCAUUCCGCAGCAACUUAGAAGCCAUUUCAAGCAUGGCACGGAGCAACAUGGCGGACAUGGCGCUGGCUGGGGUGAAAGUCUUGGAACUCGAAGGUAUUGGCCCUUGCCCUUUAGCUGCUUGUGUUCUGGCAGAUUUUGGAGCCGACGUCGUGACGGUGUGCAAAGCGCAGGGCGGUAUCGUUCUAUCACAGCAAGAUCCCGUUUCAAGGGGAAAGCGAUCUAUUGCAAUUGACAUCAAAUCUCGAGAGGGCGUCAAGGUUCUCAAACGUUUAGCAGCAUCAGCAGAUGUAUUUUUGGAGCCCUUCCGACCUGGGGUCGUAGAGAAGCUUGGCAUUGGUCCAGAAGUCUUAUGCUCGGUGAACCCAAAGCUCAUCUAUGGCAGGAUGACAGGAUUCGGUCAAGGUGGUAGUGAAUACCGUCAAAUGGCAGGCCACGACAGCAAUUACAUUGCGUUGUCAGGAUUGCUGGACUUCUUCAGACGUGGCACUGAGAAGCCUUUCCCGCCCGCCAACUUCGCUGGAGACUACGCAGGUGGAGGAAUGAUAUUGGCAAUGGGUGUGCUCUUGGCGCUCCUUGAGAGACAGAGAAGUGGACAAGGGCAAGUCAUUGAUGCAGCCAUGUUGGACGGUGCAAAUUACACGGCUCUUCCCCUCUUUAAAUGGGCGCAGGGCGGCAAAUUUGUUCCCGUUAGCAAAGACGGCCAUCUUGCAGCCUCUGAUUUUGUUCUUUGUCAAGCUCCUCCAUGGUCUGAUGUGUAUCUCUGCAAAGAGGAUCCUGCAAAGCCGGGAACCAGACAAUACAUCACAGUUCAAGCAAUCGAACCACAGUUUUACGCCGAGUUGCUGAAAGGCCUUGGGCUUCAGGACGCAGCUCUUCCUGCUCAGUAUGACCGCAAGGCUUGGCCAGAAAUGAAGUUGCAGUUUGCCCGCAUUUUUGAGCAAAAGACCCGAAAUGAAUGGGCCGAAAUUUUUAAAGGAACUGACGCUUGCUGCGUACCAGUUCUGAAUCCUGCAGAAGCGGCAGCCCAUGAGCACAAUCGACUGCGGGGCAGUUUUGAAGCGACUCCUGGUUCGCCCGGAUUUUAUGAACCAGCACCUGCCCCCAAGUUGUCACGUACACCCGGUCACGUGCCCAGACCUUCUCCCAUCCCUGGCGGCGACACUCGCAAAGUGCUGCUCGAGAACGGCUUCUUAAAAGAAGAGGUCGAGUUGCUGCUAAACGAUGGUACACUUUCUGAAGGAAAGGGCCAGACCUCGAAGCUUUGA